This is a messenger RNA of Impatiens glandulifera, 1303 nucleotides long. Its product is annotated as probable lysophospholipase BODYGUARD 2. The transcript has 5 exons. The record is from RefSeq and is a predicted model, not a curated record. Bases 164 to 1219 code for a protein of 351 amino acids. NCBI's taxonomy places the organism in Eukaryota, Viridiplantae, Streptophyta, Magnoliopsida, Ericales, Balsaminaceae.
UUAUCUUAUAUUCAUAUCCUUAAACAAGAAAAAAAAAACUAUUAGCUUACAAAACAAUAAACUCAACGAAGAAACUUAGUAUUACUGUACUGGAAUUAUAUAUACAACAGUUGAAGGUUCAUGGAAGAAACUUAAGAGGCGCCAUAGACCGAAUUCUCUUGAAAUGAUCAUCAAGAAAUUCACUGCUCUGUUCCAAAGUUGCUUCGGUCUAUCUAUAUCUGGGUCAGGGGCGGCCGAUUCACCUUCAUUGAAUUUAUUAGAUAAAUCAUCUUCUUGUUCUUCAUCCAUUAUAAGGCUCAGUGAUGGGAGAUAUUUGGCUUACCAGGAAAGAGGUGUGCCAAAGAAUGAAGCAAGAUAUAAAGUCAUUAUUGUUCAUGGAUUUGGAAGUUCCAAAAAUAUGAGCUUCCUUCUUUCCCAGGAAAUGAUCAAUGAACUGGGAAUAUAUAUGUUACUAUAUGACAGAGCUGGAUAUGGUGAAAGCAAUCCGAAUCCAAAACGCUCAACGAAAACAGAAGCAUCUGAUAUUCAAGAACUUUCUGAACAAUUGCAGUUAGGACCCAAAUUCUAUCUAAUUGGCAUCUCUUUCGGUGUAUAUCCUUUAUGGUCUUGUCUUAGAAGAAUACCCAAAAGCUUAGCAGGUGUGGCAAUGGUGGCGCCAAUGAUCAACUACAAUUGGCCGUCUCUUCCAAAUGAACUUGUAAAAGAUGAUUGUAGGAAAGGAAUGACAAUGUGGGGUUUCUUGGCUGCACGUUACAUCCCUUGGCUGGUUCAUUGGUGGCUAACCCAAAAGAUUUUCCCUUCAUCUAAUGUCUUAGACAGGAAUCGAAAGUUUUUCUGCGACAAAGAUUUGGAAGUACUCAAGAACACACCUACUUUCAAGUUGCUCGGUCGAGAGAGCUUGAAACAAGAAGGAGUAUUUGAUUCUCUACGUAACGAUUUCAUGGCAGCAUUUGGGAAAUGGGAUUUCGACCCUUUAGAGUUGAGUGAUCCGUUCCCGAGAAAUGAAAUUGGAUCUUCAUUGCACAUCUGGCACGGCCGGCUGGACAAGGUUGUACCGGUGGAGCUGCAGAGGUUUGUGUCGGGGAAACUGCCGUGGAUUAGGUAUCAUGAAGUGCCUGACAAAGGGCAUUUGAUUAUAUAUGAUGAUGCUGUUUGUGAAGCUAUUAUCAGAUCCCUUCUUCUUGGAGAAGAUAAUCCAUUCUAUAGACCUAAAACUUAGUCAAUUUGUUUGUUGGAAUCAAAUGUAACAUAGAUUCAUUUACCGUUAUAGUUAUUGAUUUUCAGUUUAUUUGAAAGAGAAAUA